GCGCGCGCGCGCAGCGCCGGUCACGUGACGCGUUGCCGCGGUGACAGGGAGAAGCCGCCGCAGCGCCGCGCAGGCCGCGGCCAGGAAAUGGCGGCCGCGCCUCCCCCUGGCGCCUCCCGCCGCGGCCCCCGCGCAGCGCCCGGCCCGGGGCGGCCGUAGCAGGUCCGCGCCUGUGUCCUCGCCGGGGGCGAAGCCGGGAGCGCGGCCGGAGCCGGAGCCGGAGGGGAAGCGUGGGCGCCCUGCGGCGGGGCCCUGCCCGGCGCGGCCAUGGCGCGGCGCGGCCCCGUGCACGCCUUGCCCGAGGAGAUCCAGAAGGUACUUCAUGACCUGAAAAGCUAGCCAUGCUGCUUGGGAGCCUAUGUACACACAGUGCGUUGAAGGGCAAAACCAAAGUGCCCUGUAGCUGCCUUCAUCCGAGAUGCAAGGGAGAGGUGCAGAGUUCAGGGAACUGCUGCAGGGAAGGGAGGAAUGCGAGCAAUGACGAUGGUGAUACCACUUGAGCCUGUCUUCAUACUCGUACUGAAAAGUAUGAUAUCACCAACUCGAGCAGUAGUGUUUUCGGCAAGGGAUUACUUAAGAAUUUAUAGCUUAUAGAUGCCCCGGGAUGAGACAGUGUGCAAAUACUGUGGAGUAAGCUAUUUGAUACUUCACGAAUUUAAGGUGAUGGAAGAAAAAGUAAAAGCAAUGGAAAAGGAGAUUAAAUUUUAUGAAGGAAGUAUAGAACGGGAAAAAAGACUUCAAGAGGAAUUGCAGACUCUUUGCCGAGACCUCGAACACAGUCGAGCUGAGAGUCAGUCAAAAACAGAAAGAAUAAAAAAACUAACAAUGGAACUGAAAAACAAACAAGAUGAGUUAAAAAACGUGAAAGAAGAUUUGCGGUAUUUCCAAGAAGAAAAGGAAGCUGCAUAUAAACAGUCGCAUGUGCUCAGAAAUACGUUGGAACACCAUUGCUCAACUCUCAACAAGGCUCUUUCAUUAUUUCCUUUCAUUAGAAGUGAACUAGACAGUAUUAAAGAGGUUGUGUCUGGUAAUCUGGAAAACUGGGCUGCCCUGAAAGAAGAAAUCUUUCUACAAAUAAAAGCUGUUAGCAAAGAAGCUCUGACAGAAAUUUCCAAGUUGAAUCAAAAAUUAGCAAAAUCCCAGAGAGAGAACGAGUCCCUCCAAGAAAAGGUGAAACAUCUGACUUUGGUGGCUGAUACAGUUGAGUUGAAAACGCAACAGCUUCAAACUUCACUUCAGCAAGGGAAUGAGCUGCAAAACAGGUGUCGGGAACUACAAAAGGAAACAUUAGAUUUAACAAAUCAAGUAGAAAUAAUUGGACUCAAGCUUCAGAAAGUAACAGCUGAAAUGGACCACUACAAAAAGCUGCUAAUGAUGAAAUCAACAGAAGUUGAUGUCUGUCAAAACGAACUGAAAAAAAUGAAAUAUGAAAAUGGAAUUUCUGAAUCAAGACUUACAAAAGAGCUAAAGGAAAAGGAGGAAUCACUAUUAAUCUGCCAGCAAGUAUGCAAACAUUUACAGGAAGAAGUGGCUGAGAAAGAGAGGAAGGAAGAAGAUCUAAAAAGAAGAACCGGUCGAUCAGAAAGUGAAAUAGAAACGCUUAAAUCUCUUCUUAGACAAACAGAGGAAGAGGUGGUGAUGUUGAAACAAGAAAGGGAGUUAAUGCUGAUUUCUCAUCAGAACAGAACAGAGCACCUGCAGGAAACAUUGAGACAGAAGAUGCAGAAUGAAGAUAACUGGAGGGAAAAGAUGGAACUUGACCUGGCUAAAGGUGAAGCACAACACAAAGAAGCUAUCCUUAAAGUCAAGGAAGAAGCGAGAAUGGAACUUGACACUGAAAGACAGAAACACCAAGAAUUAAUCACAAAAUAUCAGAGAGAUCAAGAAGAGCUCCAGAAGAAGAUACCUGAAUUAAUAUCCAGUGCCAUCAAUAGCUUAAGGAUGGAAAUGGAAAUUCUUGAAAAGAAGCUAGAAGAUGCCCAGAUCAAACUUGCAGAGAAAGAUGGAGAUAAGGAAAAAGAUAUUCAGAGCCUCAAAGGACUAAUUACUGAGCUUGAAUUUCAGCUGAAGAUGGAAAAGAACAAUAAUGAAUCAUUUUUGGGUAAUAUGAGGAAAGAAAUCAAACAGAAGUCAGAUGAACUGGAAAAAUUAACACAGGAGCGAACACAACUGAUUCACAAUUUGAGUCAAGUUCAAGAGGAGAACACUCUUCUCCAGGAAACAGUGCGCAGAGAGUGUGAGGAACGCUAUGAGCUGACUGAAGCUUUGACUCAAGCCAGGGAACAAGUACUGGAACUAAAAAAGCUCAGUGGAAACUUCCCGUUAUCACAGUGUUCCCUUACCCAGGGCAGCCUAACCUCCUGCGCUGCUCUGGUCAGUAGUUACGGACAGAAAAGCCGCACAAGCCCCAGCUCUGGGAAGGAAAGCAGUCUCUCAGGACAGUUUGGUAUUUCAAGAGCUCCUAAGGCCCCCACCUCCAGUAAGCGUAACAGCAAUGGUAACGUGAGUUUGCCGGUUCUAACCCCACCACAUGCUCCAAGAGGAAGGGCGUCUUCACUGAACGAGUCCAGAAGCAGAAUCGCUGCAGUAAUAAGAAGACAACUGAGUCAGCUCUGAUAGCUAAAAAUGCCAAGGACAGUGCGUUAGCAUGUGUGUCGAGCACAUGGAAAUCAUUUCAGUUCAUUCAAUGACCAUUUACUUGUGAAGCCCCGGGGCCAAAUCUUACCAAAUGCAAUGCAUGCAUUUCUACAACUUAAUUUUAAGUUAAACUUGUGUAUAUGUGCACUGUUGGUGCAAUAAUGUUUCUUUAUCCAUUGCUUAUCAGUGUAAUUAAAUACUAUCUGCAUUUCAAGAUGAGAAAAGUAGAAAAGUAUUACUUCUCCAAGAGGAGCACAUCUUCAAUAGGUAUAAUUAAAAUGAUUGCCAAUUUCAACUAUUAUUUUCCCUUAACCAUUUUACUGUAGUUUUUCUAUUUCAAGUGCUGGCCAGUGUAAUUCCAUUGCUCAUUUCUGGUGUAAAAAUGUGACUUGUUCAGUUAGAAUCAGUUUUUGCUAUUGUCUAAUUGAGUGAGAUAUAUAAGUAAUAUAUCACUCAGCAUGAAAAUGGGGCAAAUUCUAGCACUAAGAAGUAGACUAAACAUUGUCAGGGACAUAGCUCCCUUAUCGUCUCUCUGUGCCUGUGUUCAAGCCACGGUAAUUAACACGGAGUUAAAGACUUAAUACAGUUUGUCUAAAAGAUGAUUGCCUCCUGAGUUUCGUCACAGAGUGUCUUUAUGUUCAGCAUCAUUUUUAGCUUGAAAGUAGAUGUGCUGGAGUUUGCAGGGAGUUGUCACACAGGAGAAUCAAUAUUUUUAUUUUACCACUUGAUACAUGGAACUGUGGUUUGUUUUGGAACAUAAAAACCCCAAACAAAGCCCAGGCAUCUGUGAUAGAGUGCAAACACUGCAGACAGAAAAUUAGCCUAGAAAUAGCAGCUUUUCUAACAAUCUAGCUCUGCUUUUGCAAGUAGUUUGUCUGUGUCAACAUGGAGAUCCGUGUGCGCUAAGUGAAACAGUGGUGGCCAACACGGAUAUGUUCUGAGAUUUUACUUCCUACACCGCCAGAGAGCUGGUGUUUUUUCAGGUGAGCUUAUCACCAAGCCCAGCCUGGUGACAGUAGGAGGUUCUGGUGACAGUCCAGCAAUCAUCAGACAAUACCAGGCAAUGAGGCAGGUCUAGAUCAGGCUGGGAAGUCUGCCCUGGUAGACACUCCCUCAAAAGGUUGCAGUUCAUCUUCUUCAGAAACUGUCAGCUGUGACUGGGACUAAAAUGCCACGGAAGGUAAAUUGAAGGAGGAAAUUUUGGAGGUGCUCACGGGGUGUUUAUCAACAGCAGAGUGACUGAAAUUAACUGCUCCUUUUUAAGGAUUAGACCUGGGCACUGUUCGCUUGGUGUCAUGGAGUGGCUUCUUUGCAGGGCACAGUUGUAGCCUGAAUGCGUUUGCAAUCACACCAUGAACCUUGACCUUCUCACGAUUUCAGCGUGAUGAGAUGGUUCUAUGUGUGGCAAAAUGACUGCAGUGUGCCAUGUCUUUAGUGUGCUGCUAUACUCGUGCAGGAGUAUACUAGAAAAGCUUCUCUGAAUCCAGUGGUGCAACAGUGAAUACAUUUCAUGUAAUAAAAGCAGUGGAAGAAAUGGCUGUUACAGAUUUAGCAUCUAGAGCUAUAUUUUAAAGCAUGUUCAGUCUUAGUCAACUUCUGCUCCCAUUGAAACCACCAGAAAACCAUAACUGAUUUCAGUGGUAGCAGAGUUUAUCCAAGAGCUUAAAAAUCCUCUAUUCACAAAUUCAGAAAGCAACAAAACUGAGUAUUUUAAAAGUUAUUCUGAUAGCUACUGCUGUACAGAAAUGGCUUAGUUACUCUGCAGUCACACAGCAAAUUGAAUGGCUCUGAACUUACAAUCUUUUAUGCAUUAACCUCAAAGAACCUGUUAAAGAAGUCACUUGACUGCAAUGUGUUAGAAUCAACUACAAAUAUUGUCCGCAAGAAAGUAUAAGCUCAGCUUGGUGGAGGUCUAAGCUAUAGCCUGAAAAUCCACCUUUCAGCUGUCCUCAGCUUGGGCUAAACAGGAGCCUGAGAGCUGCUAUGAGCUAGGCCAGCUUGCCUUUCCCUUUUGCAGGAGAGCCUAGUUGUAGUUUUGAAACCAAGUAUAUUCUGCUAUACUGUGUCUUCUGUAUGCUCAGUGGAAGUUUGUCUGGUUGUACUAAAACGGGAUUGUAUUCAGGAACAAUCGACUGAUUUAUUGGCCAGUGGCAACAAUGAGCCCUAAGCACAACCAGGAUGUCUGGGAAACGGUGUGAACAGUCUGCAGGGGCUGUUGACCUUGCUCAGUCAAUUCUUCAGCAAUUCCACAAAUGCACAGAGGAAGGGGAUGCUUGGCGCUCCCAAAACUUGCUUCGAGGGCAGCCAGACGGUCCCCUUCUAUGGUUGGUGGUAAUGUUGAUAUUCUUUUUUUGUUUAGGGAAGAUCCUAGCUUCUCUGAGCUUGAAAAUCAUAAUUCCAUUACCAUCUGCAGUCUUCAUGUGACAAAGUAAUAGAUGUUUAUUAAGGCAGUUCUUAAAGUGGUGAGUUCCAGAUCUCUAUUACAUAGGUUUUUAUAAAUUCUUAGAUGAACUUCAAUUAUAUUUCACAGUAUUAUAAGAAUUCUUAAAUCAUGUAAAUACAGUAAAUGCUAUUACAUUAUUUUACUGACUUGUAUGGCUAUGGUAUAGGUAUCGUGGUGAAACCCGUGGUAGUUGAUGUCUUAAUCUGAAGUUUAAUGUUUGAAUUUUCAUAUCGAAGAAAAGGUUGGACAUUUUUACCUAUGGGCUACUCCACUGAUUGAUUGGAAAUCACCACUGUGCAGUGAAGUCUCUAUACUUAAAGACAGUGCACAGAUUUGGAAAUCAGCCUAUCCUGAUUUAAUUCCCACCUUUUGUAAUAGAAGAUCCCUAAUUCCAUGUUACAGCAGCCAUUCAUCCUAUUUGUGCUGCUGGAGCAGUGCACAGAGGACGGAUUUGAAGUCUGGCAUCUUGUCAACUGUCUCAAGGUUUAUAUACUGUAAUAUCAGCAGAUAUAAAGAAUGGCUGUCUAUUCAUAAAUUAAUUAUAAAGAAAGGAAAAGCCGUAUAAAAUAGUGAGAACAGUCACAGAAGUAAUGUUUCUAGCAUGAGGGAGCAUAUAAAUCAUGGAUCCAAACCAAGUCAGGAACAGUAUUUCCCUUACUUUCCCUCCCUCACAGAAACCCAGAACUCCUGCUGCUGAGCAAUAAACUAAAUAUAUUAAUGUCUCUUUCACCAGAGUUGAGCUUCUAAAAAGAAUUAUAUUAAUUUCACAUAGCAAAGGAAAGUUUACAUAGCAUUUCUUGUAAUGGGAUGAAACUCUGUAACAGGGAGUACUGCUGGGAAUAUAGACAGCCUCAUAUCAGUACAUCUGCAGGAAAUAAAGCUUACUGCAGGUAAUACAUCUUUUAGGAGUAAUGACAUUUAUGAAUGGGAUUUUCUUAAGCUGGACCUUGUAUGCUAGGACUCAUCACACAAGGGUAUAUGAAAAAAAUGCCACGCUUAAAACAAAUAUGUCUAUGCGGGAGACUGGCCCCAUGUCUUGUUCUUGCCUAAUGCAUGGUUUCUGGUGUCUUCCUUCACAGAGCUGAUACAGUUGCCUGAUCUAGCAUAGUAAUUUGUAUAAUCCUAAAUCUUUCCAUAAAAUAUUAAGCCCUCUGUUAGACUACCAGUUUGCAUAGUAGGAUAUCUAAUAUGCCAUCUAAUACACCGUGUUAUUACCAAAUGUGUCCGUUUAUUUUUAUCCAGUAGCCUUAAAUUCCAGAGAAGUUUCAAAUAUUUAGUGUCUAUUUGUAUAUUUACUAUAUUUAAAUAAGUAAAAAGUAAAUAUUUGCUAUUAGUUGAAGGGAGUCUGCACUGAAUAAUGAAGUACAGCAUGUAAAGUAUUACAAGUAAGCAGAAGUGACUCCAUCGAAACCGCAAGGGAUACUGCCACUUGGGCAGGUCGUGAGUUAGGAAUGGAAACCUUAGCUGGGUCGUUCCCCCGCGAGGCCCUUGCAGGACUCAGGGUGAGCAUUGAAGGCUGCAUCAGCCGGUGUCCCCUCGCGUACGGGGUGGCCUGAGCCUGGGCAGGCAGGGGAGCAGAGGGGUGGCAUACCGCCGGCUGCCCUCCCCGGACUGCCUGCUCUACCAAGCGCGAUUCGGCUGGGCAGGGACAUAAGAGCCAAUAAUCCUGGUCCGCUUCUUUAAAGAAGGCUUUGUGUGAGCAUCACGCUUUGUGUCUUGGCCAGCUGCCUCUCUUUGAAGGUAAAGCCAUCGUUACUGGUGGGGGAAACAUACCCGUGUGACCUAUCACCUACCCAAAGCCCGGGUGAGAAAGGGCGAAUGGAGCCAUCACAGAGUUUCUGGCAUGUGAAGCAAGAGAAAAAUCCUUCUGGGGUGCCUCAGAUUUUUGCGUGUGCUUUCUGAAUGCUUGUUUUCAGGUGUCAGCCCAAACAGCCGUUUUGCAUUCACUGGGGAGAAUCCCCCAACUUUGGCCCAGGCCGUCGCCCUCCCCAUGUCCUUACAAUAGGUGCAAAUGAGGUAAAUUUGAAGAUGGAGCUUGGAGAAGUUAUAAGGGCUUCAAGGCCUUCUACAGUCAGGAGAUCAGGACCCAGGGGAGACCGGGGAGCUAAGCUGUUUGGCAGCAUUACAAGUACCUGCUAUGUAGACUUCAAGGACUAGCUUGGCAAAGCCAAACCUAACUCAGAGCUCAUGCGAGUCACAGCCCGUGGUACAUACCAUGAGAGCCAAGCAUGUUAUUUCAAGUGUGAAAAGUCACUAAUGCAAAUAGAUGGCUGUAUCUCAGCAUCUUAGUAUCUUGUUAGAAAUAUAUGAAACUAGAAACUGGAGCCAGACCCAAUGCCAUAUAUAUUAAAAUACAUUAAUCAGAAGAAAAGAUAGACCGUCUUUCUUUUCAUUUAAAGAAACAGUUGUGCCGUGAGAUAUGCUGUUGUUCAAAUUCUUGUUUUGGCUGUCAGCAUUGCGUAACUAGUUUCCUUUAAAGUCUGUAAUAUGCUGCAAAAAGCACUGUACAUUUUUAAUACAAAAGAAAGAGCAAAAGAAUGAACUUGGGGAAAUUUCCUUUCCAGACAAAAAUCGCACAUCUUUAAUUAAUUUAAAAGGGGAUUUUUUUACCUAAUCAAAAUUCGAUGACAGGUUUUGUGUUUAAUUGUUACAAGUAGUUGAGUUUAUUGUACUGUGGAACGAAUAAACUCCAUAUGCAACUGUAAUGGCAUAGAAUAAUAUAACCAGAUAUGCUUAGCAUUUAUGUGGUUUUUUCCUACCCUGAAAGCAUAGUACAAGAUUAAUAUUGUUAGGAUAAUAAAAAGGACACUGCAAAAGAUUUAUGUUGAAGAGAUUUUAACACCAGAAUUAUAAUUUGUGCGCUGGAAUAUCUGAGCAUCUGGCAUUGCACUGUGGACUGUUCCCAGAUAGUGAAAAAAGUCUUCCCAGCAAGCAUGGACAGGUCCAGCAGGGUUUUUUUGCUUGUAUCUCUGGAGAUACCUUCCUAUCACCUGAAAUAAAUGAGUGACAAACGUGCCAUAGUUGCAGUUUUCCUUGCAUUACUGGUGAAUUAAGGUCAGUAUGAGGAUGUGACUGUACUUCUUCCCAGUAAGGAUGGUCACUGAGUAACCUGCAGCAGCUGUACUUCUAUUAUAUAUAAACCAGAUCUCGUUACAUUUUAACACUACAGCUAAAACAAGUUCAAUUCCAUCAUUACUUCACUGGCAGAAGUCUGUAUGUGUUAUUUUGAAGUUAACUUGUAGUAUAGAUACCAUACCAGCUUGUUAUGAUAAGCUUUACACGAGUUUAAAUGGACAGUCCUUCCCAAUGUGCUUUGUAUGCAAAAGUCAAUAAAAGUAUAUGUAGAACUUCUUAGAAAUUCUGCUAUUAAAAGAGUAUUAGGAUAAAACAUGUUUACAAUGCCUGUUUUACCCUAGUCCCAUCCCUUUUAUGAGGUGGCCCUUUCUGCAUGUGCCAGAGGUCUCGUCCUCCACUGAAGAGGGCUUCAGUGAUUGAUUUGAGUCAAAGGCAGCGUGGCUGCUCUCUGAAGGACGCUUUAAGGAGUCUUCUCCAUACAAGUGCUAUGUCCAAGCAGGGACUCACAAGUACCAAGCCCUGUGCAGGGGGACCGUAUGCUUGCUUCGUUUACCUCCUGAGAAGUCAGCAAUACCGCUAACACAUCAGCAUUUGCAGCGUUCUUCAUGGACGUGGAAGUUUUCUCAGUAGCAAUGAACUUUCUGGGACGCUGGCACAGCAAGGGUUUGAAACUAGGGGCAGAUGAUUUAAGGCAAGAGCUGCAGCACGGAGCUGAAGGGUAGGAAACGCGCUGGGCAGCCGGAUGGGAGCUGCGAUGGGGAGCUCGGGCAGAGCUGGCCUAGAGGCAGGGCGCGCGGGUGGCCACAGAGAGCUUCGGGCAGCCCCAAAGCUGUGGUGGGGCUGGACCUGCAAGUCUUCCCACCCUGGUCACGUAUUGAGGUGUCUGCUGGGGGCUGUGACUCCAGCUGUGGUCUAUGUGUAACUGUAUUGGUAUGUUAAAACUGAAAUUGGAGUACAAAUGACUAACCGGCUUGCAAAAAUCAAGUCGUGAUCAGACUUUGGUUUUUAAGCAUCUUAUUAGGGCGUUGACUGUAUUGUGUACGUUGCCUUUGUUUUUUGUCUUUUUACUACAGUUCUGCACGUUACCACCAUCUGCAUGUACGUGAACUGCUGGGUUUUACCCCGUUCCUUGUCACGCCGCUGGGCUGCUGUGUAUUCACGCUGCAUGUUGUGCUGCACCGACGCUCUGAAAUUCAGUAGCGAUCUACGUGCAGGUCAGCUUUGAAAUACGGCAAACUGAGAGAAACUAAAGCAACUCGUUUUCCUCCGUGCGGUGUUUUGUCUGCUUGUGAAAUGUCAGAGCAUUCCCGUUUUCAUGGAUCAUGAGUAAAACAGAUACUUCAUUUUUUUAUGUAUUCUGUACUCCCUGUCGCACACUAGACAAAGUUAUGAAGAAAACGGAUGUGCUAAUCCUAAAGCCAUUUCGGUUGUGAAGCUUGUCUAAUUGCGCUAGUAAAUGUCACUGUCUGCAGUUUCACCAGCCUCUUCAAAAAAAUCAGAUUUAGCUGUUAUCUCUUUGUGUGAGUCAUGACAUACUGGAGAAUAAAAGAGCAGUCCCAAA
Molecule: messenger RNA, 9716 nt
Organism: Dromaius novaehollandiae (emu)
Lineage: Eukaryota; Metazoa; Chordata; Aves; Casuariiformes; Dromaiidae
Gene: LEKR1
Product: leucine, glutamate and lysine rich 1
Exons: 13
Coding region: 595-2616 (673 amino acids)
Source: RefSeq, a predicted model, not a curated record